This is a messenger RNA of Paramecium primaurelia, 397 nucleotides long. NCBI's taxonomy places the organism in Eukaryota, Ciliophora, Oligohymenophorea, Peniculida, Parameciidae. The record is from the annotation of a GenBank genome assembly.
AUGCUAUUGAUAAUUUUGAGUACGUCUCCAUAAUUAAUAUCAUCAGGUUAAUAUGGAUGUGAUCACUAAUCAAGGUUAGAGAAGUAAAAGAGUAUAAUAUCUUUUAAGGAGCAAAGACAACUAAUUAAAUUUCUACUUAAAUGAUUGUCAUCAUGAAUAUUCAAUAGAAUUGAGCAUCAAAAGCAAUUAAGUCCCUAUAAUAUUAUAGAAAUUAAAGGAAGAUUAUAGUGGAAUCGAUCUAAUUCAUUUAGGAUAUAUUCCCUACCCAAUUGAAGAUUGUGAUCCAGAUGCCCUAUUAUAAAAAGUAUUAUAAGAGAUUCAAGAACAAUAGUAAGUCUUAAAAAUACUUAAUAAGGAUAAGAAAAUAUUCUUUACGCUUUACAAAGACGAUUUAUGA